UUCUUUGUCCGCCAUUAUGUUCUUCUUCUUCUUCACUUUUCCUGUUGCAAUGGUAUGUUCUGAUCACGCCAUGGAUGGCCUGAAGAACUACAAGCAACUUGAGCUGCCUGGUGUGUUGGGUCCCGAAAGCAUUGCCUUUGACUGCAAUGACAAUGGCCCUUAUGCCGGUGUUUCCGAUGGUAGAAUCCUUAAAUGGCGAGGACCAGAGGUUGGUUGGACUGAGUUUGCUUUCACUGCACCAAACAGGCAACGAGAGGUAUGUGAUGGGUCAACCAACACCUCGGACGAACCCACUUGUGGGAGACCAUUGGGCCUUAAAUUCAACCCCGAAAGUUGUGAUCUCUUCAUUGCAGAUGCCUAUUUUGGGCUAAUGGUUGUCGGACCUAACGGUGGUCAGGCCCAGCAACUCGUUGCUUCGGCCGAAGGCGUCCCUUUCCGCUUCACAAAUGCCUUGGACAUUGAUUCCAAAACUGGACUAGUUUAUUUUACAGACAGUAGCAUCAUCUACCAAAGAAGAGAAUAUAUAUUGGCAGUGAUCGGAGGUGAUAGAACUGGGAGGCUAUUGAAAUACGAUCCACAUAGCAAGGAAGUAACAGUGAUGUUUAAAGGCUUAGCAUUUCCAAAUGGGGUGGCUCUAAGCAAGGACAAUUCAUUUCUUUUAGUUGCUGAAUCAACUAAGUUUCAAGUCUUAAGAUUCUGGCUUCAAGAUUCAACAAUUUACAGUCCACAAGUUUUUGUGCGGCUUCCAAGGUUUCCUGAUAACAUUAGAACGAACAAUGAAGGAGAAUUCUGGGUAGCUCUGAACAGUGCAAGAGGAAAAAUUCGGAGAAGUAAAGAUACGGAGUUGGAUUCUAAAACUGUGAGGGGUCGGUAUGAUAAUGAUCCUGUAGGAGUUAAGAUAGAUUGGGAGGGGAAGAUUGUAAAAGUAUUGCAUGGAAAUGAUGGAGCAGCACUUGACUCUGUUAGUGAAGUUGAAGAGCAUGGUGGGAACUUAUUUAUGGGGUCAUCAGUGAAGCCUUACGUUGGCGUAAUGGAAGUCUAGCUAACUAGUUUCGAGGAUGUCUUCAUUUACUGAAACCAUUUAUUUCGAAAAAUAAUUGCAUCAAAAUCAUAUUAUUAAUUUGUUUACUUGAUUUUGAUAUUUUAUUAGU
Pistacia vera is the source of this 1151-nucleotide messenger RNA. Its product is annotated as protein STRICTOSIDINE SYNTHASE-LIKE 10-like. Gene Ontology annotation, molecular function: strictosidine synthase activity. The transcript has 3 exons. The record is from RefSeq and is a predicted model, not a curated record. Bases 17 to 1042 code for a protein of 341 amino acids. Gene Ontology annotation, biological process: biosynthetic process. NCBI's taxonomy places the organism in Eukaryota, Viridiplantae, Streptophyta, Magnoliopsida, Sapindales, Anacardiaceae.